CAGAGGGGGUCUGGAAGGAGCACUGGACUGGUAAGUCCGGAGGCUGCACCCACGUUCUGGCUCACCGCCCCUCUCCGUGGGCUCUGGAGCCUCCUUCAGUGUCUGUCCACUGCGCCAGUGGACGCAAUGAUGCCCGGCUCCAGGAGGCCCAAGGAGGGUGUAGCUGCCCUCUCAAUGUCCCGUGAACCUGUACCGAUGGCCCUGGGACCACCAAGGUGGUCAGAUCCUUCCUGAGAGUCGAUGUCCCUGUGCUUGCCUUCUCCGUGCUACUCAUUCCUCAAGCCCAGCGGAGGUGCCCCCUCCUACAGGAAGCCAACCCUGACAUCCCCCAUCCCACUGGAUGAGGGGCUCUGAGUCCUGGUGAAAUUCCUAACUGGGUGGAGACCCUGCUGCCUCCUGCAGCCCCGAGGAAAGUCAACAACACCCUGGGGCAAAACCGAGCAUCCGGGAAAGGGAGGGGUGGCGCCUGGCGGAGCAGGGCCAGGCUACAGCACCCAGGCCCGCUGGCCAGCAAGUCAGGGCGGGGGCACUUCCCAUGGCUGCCCCUGAGACCCAAAGCCUGGCUGUCGUCUGACUGGGACUCCACAACAUUGGGGUGUCCCUGCAGGGCUGGGCCAGCCACACUGGAGCUCGCUGUCUCUUUCCGUCCCCUGCCCCGGCGGGGCCCCCCCCCCCCCCCCACCGCCCACUACCUGCAAAGCCCCACUGCCCAAAUGGGGAGGCUGAGACUCAGGGAGGGACGGGCCUGCCGGGACCCCUGGGGGGGUGUCCCUCCCCAGGCCUCUGUGCAGGGAUUCUGGGGGACGAGCCCUGCUCACAGGUCCCCCGAUGCCUGGCAAGGGCUCCAGGCAGCUGACGCCCAAGUCCCGCCAUCAGUGCCCCCUGCUGACCCCAAAGUAAGGCGACAAUGGCCCAGGUUCCUGUGUCCGGCCAGAGCUGCUCUGGACCCCCUGCCCCCACCAGGGCACAGGUGCAGGGAGCUGAGGUCGGCAGGCGGAGCAGAAACUGCUGAGACCAGUGCACAGCUGGGGAGACUGAGGCCCAGGGCUACUAGCUCAAGCGUCCUGGACCCCCUGAGUGCCCAGUCCAGCACCCAUGGACAGGGGACAGGACAUGGAGGAGGGGAGGCAGGACUGGGCUUCACCCUCCGGCUGGGCACCGUGGAGGGGUCUCCCUUCUCUGUGGUCCUUGUGUGGAGGCAGGCGCGCGGGUCUGGCGGCCUGCGGAACCCCCGGCCGGCCAGGCCAGGGGGGACGAGGCUCUGGGCAGCGGCAGGGUGUCAGAGCCAGGAGACCAAGGCAUGAAGCUCUCUGGCAGAAUCUUCCCUGCUCAGGACUGCCCCCUGCAGGCCCCGCGCCCCGCGCCGCCUCCGGGUCCCUUCCCUGCCUUAGCAUCGCCUCGCUCACCAGGCCCGGCCGGCUCCCGGGGGAGGCCAGGCAGGGCCCCCAGGGGUCAGGGGGAGGGUGGGAACCAGGAGGUUACAGGCGCCGGGUUACCCCGGGGGACUGGGCGUCCAGGUGAGGGCCCGGCCCCCUGAGACGCGCUGGGCAGGGCCGCACACGCGUGCCCUCGCACACAACACCUCGCACACGCACGGGCACACACGUCCCCGGACACUUGUUUGCGCAGCCACAGGAUCCACGCUUCACCUGCACACACGCACCAACGCCACAUGCUUGCACACUCACAGCACGCUCACCCGCAACCACACACUUGCACACCCACCUGCACGCGCGCCAUACGCAGAGCCCCGUGCUCCAUGGACCCAGCCUGCUCCCUCUUUGGGCCAGCUCCCCGGACGGUCCGGCCGGGCAGCCCCACGGCGGCCCGGAAAGCCUGGGGAGACCCCGCCCGUCUCCCCCGACAUGCGACAUGCUCGGUGGGGAUCCCAGUCCGGCCCCCCCCCCCAGCUCGGCUGAUAGGGGCUGGGGCACCAGGCAGGAGGGGCGCGGGGUGUGGGAAAGGCCCUCUCCCCACGCCGUCGGCCAGAGCCCUGGAAUGCGCUGACCACAGCCCCAGCCUAAUCCCGGCACAGGGCCCCACGGGGCCAGCUGGAGGCCGCAGCGGGCAGCCAGGGGAGGCUGGGCCGGGCUGGGGGGCACAGGCUCAGCCCCCAGAAGACCCAGGCAGGCUUGGCAGGCUGCCUCGCGUCCCCCCACCUCACUUGAGCAGAGAUGAGAGUCUGGGUCCCUGGAGCCUGGAGGAAGAGGCUGGGGGUGGGGGCAGAAGCCGCUUCUCCUGGGACCCCUCCGAAGGACCCUAAAAAGGGAAGUGGGGUGGGCAGGGGGCCAGAGCCAGCUACCCUGUCUCUCUUACUGGAAAGACGGACCUGCUGAUAAUGGGGACCGAAGCAGGGCGUGGGGCAGGGAGGGGCGGAGCCUCCUGUCGCCCGUCCCAGGGGUGGGGCUCCUACGCCUCGCCCAGCCCGCCCGCCCCCCUGCCUAUAUGCCCUCGCUCAUGCUCCCCACCCGCAGAAGGUGGUGAGAUGGCAUUGCAGGUGGGUGAGAAGGGAGCGGGCCCAGGCGGGGGUGGGGGAGACUCCCCGAGUCCCCGGCGUCCUUCCCCAGGCCUGCAGGCUGGGAGGGCUCCCACCCUCCCGCCAGGAAGGAACGUUGCUCAGAGAGCCAGGGUCCUGGGGAACAGCACGUGCCGGGGCCCCCUGGACAGUGGGUACACCCUGUCCCCCCUUUGCACGCAGUUUGAAGCCUUCUGUGCAGGGGGCCUGGCCCCGGGCUGGAGCCUGCUGGUCCAGGGACACUCUGACUCUGGAGAGGACAAGUUUGAGAUCAACUUCCUGUCUGAGGCGGGGGACAUUGCCUUCCACGUCAAGCCCCGCUUCUCCAGCGCCACCAUGGUGGGCAACACCUUCCAGGGUGGCCGCUGGGGCCAGGAGGAGGUGUCCGGCGUCUUCCCGCUGGUGCUGGGGGAGCCCUUUGAGAUGGAGGUGAGCUCAGAUGCGGAGCACUUCCACGUCCACGCCCAGGACCACAAGGUGCUACAGUUCGCACACCGCCACCGGCCGCUGGCGGGCAUCACCCGGGUACAGGUGCUGAGCGACCACCGCCUGGCCCAGGUGGAGCUGGCCAGGAGGGACCUGAGUUGGUGGGAUGGGGGCCACUGAGCUGCGCCUGAAGUCCCCGGAGGGAGCCUAAGCCAUCAGCUGUCUCCUGUCCCUGGAGCCCACCCUGGGGGAGGAGGGGGGGCUGGUGGUCUGUGCUUCUGGGCCCCUCCCCACUCCACCUCCACCUUCAAUAAAGUUUGAG
This is a messenger RNA of Lynx canadensis (Canada lynx), 3263 nucleotides long. It is a transcript of the gene GRIFIN, whose product is annotated as galectin-related inter-fiber protein. Bases 2339 to 3121 code for a protein of 260 amino acids. The transcript has 4 exons. The record is from RefSeq and is a predicted model, not a curated record. NCBI's taxonomy places the organism in Eukaryota, Metazoa, Chordata, Mammalia, Carnivora, Felidae. Gene Ontology annotation, molecular function: carbohydrate binding.